Messenger RNA from Austrofundulus limnaeus, 5407 nucleotides. Its product is annotated as disks large homolog 1. Gene Ontology annotation, molecular function: ionotropic glutamate receptor binding; protein kinase binding. Lineage: Eukaryota; Metazoa; Chordata; Actinopteri; Cyprinodontiformes; Rivulidae. Gene Ontology annotation, biological process: cell-cell adhesion; receptor clustering; receptor localization to synapse. The record is from RefSeq and is a predicted model, not a curated record. Gene Ontology annotation, cellular component: neuromuscular junction; neuron projection; postsynaptic density membrane.
AAGUACCGGCACAACGAUGAGGACUCGUCCCCCCAGGAGCAGAGCUCCCCCCAGCUCACGGAGGACGCGCUGGGCCCAGAGCUGGUCCAGGUAGCAGAGAAGAACCUGUCCCAGAUCGAGAACGUGCACGGAUACGUCACCCAUGCUCACAUCUCACCUAUGAAGCAGGCCGAGGCGGCCCCGCCCUCCUCCCCCAUAAUCCCUGUGAUCCCCAUCUCACCAAUCCCAGCCGAGACCACCGCCAUCCCUCCAACGUCACAGGCCAACCCUCCACCUGUGGUGGUCAACACGGACAGCCUGGACACGCCUCCAUACGUGAACGGGACGGAGGCAGACUACGAGUAUGAGGAGAUCACGUUGGAGCGGGGGAACUCAGGUCUGGGCUUCAGCAUCGCCGGCGGCACCGACAACCCCCACAUCGGUGAAGACCCCAGCAUCUUCAUCACCAAGGUCAUACCUGGAGGAGCCGCCGCCCAGGACGGCCGGCUCAGGGUCAACGACGUCAUCCUCAGAGUGAACGAGGUGGACGUGCGGGACGUGACCCACAGCCGAGCUGUGGAGGCGCUGAAGGAGGCGGGCUCUCUGGUCCGCCUCUACAUCCGCAGGAGGAAACCCGUCUCAGAGAAGAUGAUGGAGAUCAAGCUGGUGAAAGGACCCAAAGGUCUGGGCUUCAGCAUCGCGGGAGGAGUGGGGAACCAGCACAUCCCAGGAGACAACAGCAUCUACGUGACCAAGAUCAUCGAGGGCGGAGCCGCUCAGAAGGACGGCAAGCUGCAGAUCGGAGACAAACUCCUGGCUGUGAACAGUGUUUGUCUGGAGGAGGUGACCCACGAACACGCCGUCACUGCCUUGAAAAACACUCCUGACGUGGUUUACUUGAAAGUGGCAAAACCCAACAGUGUCUUCAUGAACGAGAACUUCGCCCCGCCGGACCUGACCAACUCGUACUCGCAGCACCUGGAGAAUCAUAUCAGCCCCCCCAACUUCCUGGGUCAGACCCUCCCUCCCCCCGCCUCGUCAGGACGUUACUCCCCGACACCCAAGAGCAUGCUGGGAGAUGAUGAUGUCACACGGGAGCCCAGGAAGGUGGUUCUGCAUCGAGGAGCCACGGGUCUGGGCUUCAACAUCGUGGGAGGAGAGGAUGGAGAGGGGAUCUUCAUCUCCUUCAUCCUCGCAGGAGGUCCAGCUGAUCUGAGUGGAGAGCUGAGGAAAGGAGACCGUCUUGUUUCUGUGAACGGGGUCGACCUCCGUAACGCCACCCACGAGCAGGCCGCCGCCACCCUGAAAAACGCCGGGCAGACAGUGACCAUCGUCGCCCACUACAGGCCAGAAAUCCACGACCUGAGGGAGCAGAUGAUGAACAGCAGCAUGAGCUCAGGAUCAGGCUCCCUGCGCACCAGUGAGAAGCGCUCCCUCUAUGUCAGAGCUCUGUUUGAGUACGACCGAACAAGAGACAGCUGCCUGCCCAGCCAAGGAUUGAGUUUCACUUAUGGGGACAUCCUUCACGUCAUAAAUGCUUCUGAUGAUGAGUGGUGGCAGGCGAGGCUCGUCACGCCUCAUGGAGAGAGCGAGCAGAUCGGGGUCAUUCCAAGCAAGAAAAGAGUGGAAAAGAAGGAGCGUGCCAGAUUAAAAACUGUCAAGUUCCACGCCAGGACAGGCAUGAUUGAGUCUAACAGGACAGUCAAAGUAAAGCGCAAAAAAAGCUUCAACCUCUCACGCAAGUUCCCGUUUUACAAGAGCAAGGAGAAUAUUGUGCAGGAGUUGGUGGAGCCUGAACAAUGCCUGACAUCCAACACAAGUGACAGUGAAAGUAGUUCAAAGGGUCAGGAGGACAUGAUCCUUUCCUACGAGCCAGUCAUUCGGCAAGAAAUCCACUACACAAGGCCUGUGAUCAUUUUGGGCCCAAUGAAGGACAGAGUAAACGAUGACCUCAUCUCUGAGUUCCCCCACAAGUUUGGCUCAUGUGUACCCCACACGACCCGUCCAAGGCGAGAGAACGAGAUUGAUGGCCAGGACUACCACUUUGUGGCUUCAAGAGAGCAAAUGGAGAAAGACAUUCAGGAUAAUAAAUUCAUCGAGGCGGGCCAGUUUAAUGAGAACCUCUACGGGACGAGCAUUUUGUCUGUCAGAACUGUGGCUGAGCGACAGGGGAAACACUGCAUUCUGGACGUGUCCGGAAAUGCCAUAAAACGACUGCAGCAAGCACAACUUUAUCCGAUCGCCAUCUUUAUAAAACCAAAAUCUGUUGAAGCCCUAAUGGAAAUGAACAAGAGGCAGACGUACGAACAGGCCAAUAAAGUCUUUGACAAGGCAGUUAAGCUGGAGCAAGACUUCGGAGAGUACUUCACAGCUAUCGUACAGGGUGACUCGCUAGAGGAGAUCUACAACAAAAUCAAAGUGAUCAUCGAGGAGCAGUCCGGGCCCUACAUUUGGAUCCCCUCCCCAGAGAAGCUCUGAGCUCCCUGCCGUCCUCUCUGUGUCGAUGCAGAGCUCCCCUCCUGCCUCCCAGACACCCCCCACCCACCCACGUGGCCCCCUCCUCACCUCCUUUUUACAGAUAUGUUUCAUAUCAAGUUUUAGUGUCAUCAUUAUGUUACUCUCUAAAUGAAAAGAAGUCUUAUCACCAUUACUGUGACUGUGCACACCCCUGCAUGAUUUCUCAACAAAUCCAUUCAAGACUGGAAUUGCCAUUCCAAAGGAAUAUAUCAAAUGAAAACAAAAGGGAAACAAAAUAAAUCCUUUUGUGAACUGGAACUGCCUGAAGAUCAGAAUGUUGUGCAGAAAGUCGAGAGAGAAGUUGUGAUUCAAAAAUAAGUCGCAGGGGAACAGAGACAAAAAUCAGACCAAGUUGGGACACUUUGUAAAUGUUCAUCAAAUCACAUUUAAAAAGACAAAACAAGAGGUUGAAGAACAAUUCCGGCUUUUGUUUUUAGUUUCUUUUUUAGUUUCGUUUUGAAGACUUGAUCAAAUUGAGCCCUGCUGAUGGUACUGUUCAAGAAGUUGUCGCUCUUCUUUCCACUGACUGAGGAAACGAGUGGAAGAGCCCAACAAACUGGUGUCUUUAUCACAAACCAGCUCGCUUGUUUGAUUAUCUGCGCCGCAGCUAAGACAUCUCGGGAGGCAGAUCAAGAAGAAGAGAUGUGUUGUGAAUCUUUCCAUUUAUAUUAUGAAAUCACAAAUCAUAAAAUCAUUCUGAGAUUUUACAACAUAUUGAAAACUACACAUUUUACACUUAACUAGAAUUGUCAAUUUGGAGGGCUUGGGUUUCCUUUUUAUUUGUGGGAUUUUUUUUUCUUUUUUUCUUUUUUUUUUUGCUUGUGAUUUUUAGCUGCUCUGUAAAGGAUGGAGGUAGAGACGUGUAACCGGGCUCUCUGCAAAACACCAAACUGCCUUACAUCUGAUACAAAUUCUGUUUUGUAACUACCUGUUGUCUGUGAGGGAGGCUGCAAAUAUUUGAGGACACAAUACUUUUGUGUCCUCCCAGCUGUCAGGAGCUCUGACAUUAAGUGCAAUAGAUUUUUUUUUCAAGAAAUAGACCUAGGUGGGCUCCUUCCCCCCCCCCGUUUUUAAAUUUUCCCCCCCGUGUAAUUAAAGAAUUUGGCUUUUUACAAUUUGGACAGCCAGAGCCUCCUAAUUCAUGUUGAGCAGCAGACGACCCUAUUACACUCUCUGCCUUCCUAGAGGAUUCUCUUCUGAUUCGUCACAUGGUACUGUCCUGUCUGCCGCCACUGUGGUGGACUUAAAACGGGUAGAACAAGACAACAAAUUGUAUUGGAUGUUUUAACAAUUAAAGAGUCAGUAAACCCUGUUUUGAAUUGUCCCCCUGCCAAAAACACUAAAGUUGGGUUUGAGUAAACUUUCACUCUUUGUGUAUCUAUAAACGCAUGAAUUCUUUGACUCGUUGGCGGAUGCUGAACCAUUGUGUCGGAACUUUAACAAUCAGAUUCAGUUCCCUGUUUGGGGCGAUGACAGAGUUCAGAGUUGUUUAAAAACACGUAUUUGAGGAAGGCGCUGUCGCUUUAAGUGUUUUCAGCCAAAUAGAGAAAUCCAGGGUCAAGUCUUCUUUUCUGUGGGGCUGAAAGCUCGACUUGAGUGCGUCAGCUUGGAAACCUCCGAGUUUAAAACGACCUGCUGCACAGUUCCACGCAGAUCCUGGUACUGUAUGUGAACGUGUUUCUGUUGGAGGGUACAUCUGGAGGAGUUCUGUGGCCUCUUGCUUUCCUAAUCAGAGUGCAAACUAAAGUUUUUCCCUUCAUCUGUAGAGAGCCAGACCCAACAAAAAGUGUUAAUCCAGAUCUCUGGGUCAUUUCUCUCUCUCUCUUAAGCCCACAGAUCACCUCUACCUGCAGGCGUCUUCUGAUCAGAUGUGCCCCUCCCCUCUCUGCCAGGCAUCACUGCUAAACCAGCUGUCAUUACCUGUGUCAAAAACCAGAGUUCAGGGAAUAACCGAAGGGAACAGAGCCAUUUAUAAACUGCUUGCAGACUGUUUCAAAACGGUGUGGUAGCUGAACAAUGUAAAUAAGCCCCCCCGCCCCCUCACCUGUGCUCUCAUGCAUGUGACUCAAACUGGGACUAACAUGUUUUAUAGAUCACAAAAUGUCAGGUAAGUAAAGUUUGAGCUACUCUAAGAUAUAAUUUCCAUACUAACGUGCUGUAAUGUCGAUAUUUCUCUUCAAAUGCCUAUUGGAACACUUAACUAGUGAGACGGGAAUCCAGUUCCCUGGGGUAGGGCCUGUCUACAUGUGACUUCUUGUGGAACGUGUCUGGGUGUAUAGAUUUAAAUAUAUAUAUAUAUAUUGUAAGAUAAAAGUGAUGCAGGCAGAAACCUACACGACAUCACAGACACCAGGAGCAUUGAUUGAAUCCAUCAUUAGGAGCUUAGAAUCGGUCCUCUCUGGUGUUUAGUUGAGAUCCAGCUGACUGUUAAUGUGUGUGGUAUUCAUACCUCAGUCAGCCAUGUCAAAGCCCAAAGAACUUGAUUUCAUUUAACUCUUUCCAUUGAAGAGGUAAUAAGAUGGAACCUGAAUGCCUCUGUGUUUGUAUACCUGAUGAGGGUCUUUGUUCUGAUGAGAGAAACGAUGACACAUAUGCUUUUUAUUUAUUUUCUUUUUGUUUAGUUUUUUUGGGUGGGGAGGGUGUUCAAGGGUUCUUGUUUGUACUUUUGGGUGAUGAUCUGUUUCUGUUCUAGCACAUCUGUGCAGUAAGUGCUUGCAAACAUGAACCCUUUGAUUGUACAGUAGUUUCCUUCCUGUCACUGCAGGUGGUACAGCCUAUCAGGACACUCGGCCUCAUGGUCUUCCCUGUCCUAGUCCUGAGGGAACACAGUCCUGCAGCUUUUCUUUUGGGGUUUUAUUUUGGGACAUGACAAGAGUUUAUUUGUUUGAAAAUAAAAUAUGUGACUCAGUUA